CAGUCAUUCCCGCCGCGCCGUAGGGAAUUCGGGGCCCUAUACAACAGCAUUGCAAGUCACCAGCGUCCCAGGCUACUGAAUUGGCACAAUAAUGCCGUCGUUCGUCCCUUCCUCUUCUCAGGUAACUUAUCUUUCUGUCAUCUUAUGUGCGCGUGGGCUCCCAACUGAUAUCCCUCGGUCUUUUCUCUGUCCUCUUUCUCUCUCGAUACCAUUGGUAUUAGAAUUAUCCAACCGUUGUUCCACUAUCUUCCACCUGAACUCCAUCUGGAGGCAAAAGUGCCCUAUCUCCAGUUAUAGUCAUAGUCUUGUUGGUAUUCCUAGAGAACUUGCACCCCACCUUGGAGGUUGAGCCUCAGCACGGCCGCCGCCAAUCAAUACAAUACAAACCCCCGACCCUGCACAUACGAGAAACCGUCCUCCAUGUCUCGCAACUAGUAAAUAGCGUGAGAUGGCUCUUGUCCGGGACCCGGCGUUCUGGAAACGCUUCUCCGCCGCUAUUCACCUCGACGAAGAGGCGAAGGCCGGCACAGAUCAAAGAAAACCCUCCAUCUGAGAUACCUGGAUUCAGAGCCAACGUCAGAAGAAAAGGCGAACCUUCAUCUGCGGUUUCUUGAUCUUUCUCAUAAUAGCGCUGUUUGCCGCCGCUAUUGUGGUCGUCAUCCUGUGGCUCAAAUCUCGCAACUGGCUUCAG
Messenger RNA from Aspergillus sclerotioniger CBS 115572, 691 nucleotides. RefSeq lists its product as uncharacterized. Bases 92 to 349 code for a protein of 85 amino acids. The record is from RefSeq and is a predicted model, not a curated record. Lineage: Eukaryota; Fungi; Ascomycota; Eurotiomycetes; Eurotiales; Aspergillaceae. The transcript is spliced from 2 exons.